GUUUCGGUCACGGGUUGUGCACCUGUAGCGUCUGUUUCCCAAGAGAGCACUUGGUAGAAGACAGUACCACGCGGACGCUUUUGACGACCCAAAGAUUCGUCAGACUUGCGGCUUGUUCUGAUAUUGAGAAGGAGACAAGAUGGCGCACGCAACACCAACAGCCAGCACGGGCAAGGGCACCAAACGCAAAAGGGACAAUGGUGAAGGCAGAGCAUCGUCGUCCAGUGAGACUCCUAAACGAGUGUUCAUCAGCUACAGCAUGGAUCCGUACAUCGACCAGAGCCGCACGCCUCUGCAACGCUCUACUGACGUUGAGGAACAGAGGAGGAUGGUCAGGGCACUUGCGGACAGGCUGCGCAACGACGGAGUGGACGCAUGGAUCGACCAAUAUGACGAGUACAACCCCCCACAGCUGUGGACCAGAUGGAUGGAGACAGAGAUAGUCAAAGCUGACUAUGUUCUGAUGAUUUGUAGCCCUCACUACAAAGAGUGUGUGAUGGGGAAACAAAAUGAGAAAACAGUGUCUGGGUAUGGUGUUAGGUUUGAGGGAAAGGUUAUCUACAGUUUGUUGAGUAAGCCCCAAAACCAUGGAAAGUUCCUACCCGUUUUCUUCGGUCCAAUUGAACGUGACCACGUUCCAGAUGUAUUCGGAGGUGCUAAUUUCUUUGGACCGAUAGUAACACCUCCGACGCUGGAAGGGGAAUACUUGAAGCUGUUGUCGAAAAUCUUGGGCAGGAAUCCGCCAGGCCAGGGCCCACCCCCUGUGCGCCAGCCUGCGUUCUAAACGAUUUUUGCCCCAAGCAAUAACAGAAACAAUAAAUGCCUGUCUAUUAGAUCUUAAUUGAAAGGUUUUAUUCUUCCACAAAACAGGAAGAAAAUGUUACAUUUUAGAACCAACAGUUUUUAUGAAAUUUCAUUAGAUAUCUAAUUGAUUUUUAUAUUGAUACUUGACACCAAACCCACAAAGUGCCUCCUUAAUGUGGCCCUAUAUUAGAUAAAUCAUGUUAGUGUCAACUUCAUCUAGUAAUGUAAGAAAGUAAGAGAAAAUCUGUAUCAAAUGAUUACAAAAAUCUAGAGCCAGUGACAGAUAUGUUUCAC
Branchiostoma belcheri (Belcher's lancelet) is the source of this 1098-nucleotide messenger RNA. RefSeq lists its product as uncharacterized. The transcript has 5 exons. The record is from RefSeq and is a predicted model, not a curated record. Lineage: Eukaryota; Metazoa; Chordata; Leptocardii; Amphioxiformes; Branchiostomatidae. Gene Ontology annotation, biological process: signal transduction; humoral immune response; positive regulation of canonical NF-kappaB signal transduction. Bases 140 to 784 code for a protein of 214 amino acids.